Messenger RNA from Suillus bovinus, 1347 nucleotides. RefSeq lists its product as uncharacterized. The record is from RefSeq and is a predicted model, not a curated record. The coding region runs from base 1 to 1347 and encodes 448 amino acids. The transcript has 5 exons. Lineage: Eukaryota; Fungi; Basidiomycota; Agaricomycetes; Boletales; Suillaceae.
AUGCCCCCAAAGGUCAGUGCAAGUCACAAGCACACAAGGAUCACAAAAAAGUGUCCCUUGCGCAAGAAUAAAAAGGCAAUCAAAAAACCAGGGAAGAAUUCAGGUUUAAAACUGUCUUUGAAUUCAGAUGCAAGCCAGAUUGGUGUCUGUAUCGAACAACCUCAACCUCCAGCAUCAUAUCAGCAAUUGAUUUCCUUGAUCGACUCUGAAGGCAUGGACGAGGAUGAGGAUGAGGACGAGAUGGAGGAGAAAGACGAGAUGGAGGAAGACAAUGAACAUUGUGCACAGCCAGGCCCAUUGCAGGCCUACCAACAGCCUUUCAGGCAACCAAGCCCAUCAUACAACUACCACCCAUCAUUCAUGCAGCCAACUCCACCGCCAGACUCUAGGCAACUCCAACAGCAACAUCUUGGGCAACCAGGCCCAUCACACAACUACCACCCGCCAUUCAUACAGCCAGGUUCACUGCCGGACUCCUGGCAGCUUCAGCAACAAUCAGCCCCUUAUCCUCACACUUAUGGACUCCCUCAAGUCCCUAUUCCAUUCAUACCACCAGAACUCAUGUCUCAUGAGGCAUGUCAAUCUGAUGUGCCCACACCGACAACCUUCAGGAAUAUUAGACACAUGCAAGAGAGGCAGAGGGAGGAAGAACGGACACGCUACCUGGGACACUUGCCCAUCAACCUUCCUGGAAUCUGCAAGGUGUUCGUAUAUGAUCCCUGCUGCCUACCCAAAGGCCAUUGGGGACAACUGUUCCCAACCAGGGUUAUCAGAUGCUACACAGAUAAAAUUCCAUCGGCAUCCUGUCGGGAGCCUCAGAAUACGUAUAAGCACUUUCGCAAGUCUUGGAAGACAUCGCACUACUUUGGACAACACUUUCGCAGCUUCGGACAACCUUCAGUCGCAUUGGACAAGUUUCUCGGUACUUCGGAAGUAGUCUCGGAACUACGGACGAACAUUAAAGAGGUUUACUUCCAAUAUCUUGUCUACUCUCUGACUGCUACAGGAGAUAUCACCAUUACUGUACCACUCCCAUCUCAGAAAGAUUUGCCUCUGGUGUCUACUCUUCCCUCACCCAUCACUUUGCCUGUAGCUGUUCCCAGGCCUGUAGCCAAUAGUUCUGCACGCUCCCACCCCUAUGCUCCCCAAUGUUUGACUAACAAGAGAUUCAAGACAAUGAUGGAGGGUGCGAAGUCUAAUGUGCACCACAAGGUAAUACUAGAGAAUGCUAUGCCUGAAAUGGGCAUCAACAUGGCGAUGGCAGAGGCAGCGCUAUUGACAGCUCACCAGGACUUCAUGCCUGACAUGGAGAUUCCCAACUAUCAAACUUGUCUCAAGACCCUCUGA